Messenger RNA from Cololabis saira (Pacific saury), 911 nucleotides. RefSeq names its product gastrula zinc finger protein XlCGF49.1-like. The coding region runs from base 1 to 798 and encodes 265 amino acids. The record is from RefSeq and is a predicted model, not a curated record. Gene Ontology annotation, cellular component: nucleus. Gene Ontology annotation, biological process: regulation of transcription by RNA polymerase II. The transcript has 2 exons. Gene Ontology annotation, molecular function: RNA polymerase II transcription regulatory region sequence-specific DNA binding; DNA-binding transcription factor activity, RNA polymerase II-specific. NCBI's taxonomy places the organism in Eukaryota, Metazoa, Chordata, Actinopteri, Beloniformes, Belonidae.
AUGACCAUGACCCACACGGGGAAGAAGGUAUUUUCUUGCAGCACUUGCAGGAAAGAGUUCAGUAAAAGUAGUAUUUUAAUGGAUCACAUGAAGAUCCACACUAGCGAAAGGCCGUACCUGUGGAACCCCUGCGGAAAAUCGUUUACAAAAUCAUCAACAUUCAAGAAGCAUAAAAUGAUCCAUAUGGGCGAGAAGCUCUACGUCUGCAAAACGUGUGGAAAAAGUUACAGGCAAAAUUCCAGCCUGGUGAUUCACUCGAGGACCCACACUGGCGAAAGGCCGUACCUUUGCAACACCUGCGGCAAAACCUUUACUACAUUAUCAAAUCUUAAACGGCACAUAACCAUGCACAUGGGCGAGAAGCCCUACACUUGCAAAACAUGUGGAAAAAGUUACACAGAACGUUCCAGCCUGGUGGUUCACUCGAGGACCCACACGGGCGAGAAGCCGUACCUGUGCAACACCUGCAACAAAACCUUUACUGAAUCAUCAACUCUUAAACGGCACAUUACCACGCACAUGGGCGAGAAGCCCUACAACUGCAAAACAUGUGGAAAAAGUUACAGGCUACGUUCCACCCUGGUGAUUCACUCGAGGAUCCACAUGGGCGAAAGGCCGUACCUGUGCAACACCUGCGGAAAAACCUUUACUAAUUUACCGGAUCUUAACUGCCACAUAACCACACACAUGGGCGAGAAGCGAUUUUUGUGCAAGACGUGCAACAAAGGUUUUAGCCGCAGAAUUUAUUUGCUGAGUCACAUGAAAAAUCACCCGGAGGAGAAGUCUGGUGACUCGUGACAAAUGAAGCUCAUGUUGUCGUCCUCCGGGGGCAGCUGUCCACUCCUGUCUGACCCACAGAAGAAGAACCCGCAGAAGUCCAACCACCACCUCCUGUGGCUGAUGAGCCUAAU